GUAUGGGAGACCUACCUAAUGUGGGCGUGGUUUGAAGUCUCUGGAACCUUCAGGUAUAUAAGAUGACGAUGACCUGAAUUAGUUUCUGAGAGAUUGAAAACUUUGAAUAUAACAACCGUUCCUGCGAUAUUCUGAGAUCCUGCAUACAGUACAACAAUGCCUCCUCCCGGUGUGUGUAUGAGUAUAAUGCAGGAGCGCCACAAGAAAGAGGGUGUUGGGAGUCUUGCCAACCCAGAGAAACACAGCAACCAAGACUUUCAGCAGCUGACGCAGUACUGUUUGGCCAGGGGAGUGAGGUACAUCGAUGAGAUGUUCCCCCCAGACCAUAAUUCCAUUGGUGAUGGGCUACUUUCCCCUGAUGACAUGGGCAGAGUGGUGUGGUUGAGACCAGCGAAAAUGGUACAGUAUCCAGAUUUUGUUGUUGAUGGACUUUCAAGGUUUGACUUUGGGCAAGGAUUGGUUGGGGAUUGCUGGUUUCUUGCUUCCAUUGGGGCUUUGACGUUCCAGAAGCACAUCCUGGAACAAGUAGUACCCCUAAACCAAAGCUUUAAAGAGGAUUACUGCGGAAUAUUCCACUUCAGGUUCUGGAGGUUUGGGAGGUGGGUGGACGUUGUGAUCGAUGACAAGCUACCAACAGUUGACGGCAGGCUCAUUUUUGUUCAUUCAAAAACUCCCAAUGAGUUUUGGCCCGCCUUGCUGGAGAAAGCCUAUGCCAAGGUGUGUGGCUCCUACGCAGACAUGAAUUCAGGGACCCUUUCAGAGGCUAUGAUGGACUUCACUGGAGGGGUUCACAUCACAUUCAAGCUCACUGAUGCUCCACCAAAUCUGUGGGACCUCCUGUUCAGAGCUGCCAAGUCAAAAUCGCUGAUUGGUUGUGGCACACCUCAAGGGGAAACAUCAGCAAACACGGUGGCCCCCAACGGAUUAGUGAGGGGUCAUGCCUACACCGUCACAGGGGUCAAACAGAUCAUGAGCCAAGGCAUGCUAGUGAAUCUGAUCCGCCUCUUCAACCCCUGGGGCCGGGGAGAGUGGAAAGGAGACUGGAGCGAUAAGUCUUCCAUGUGGCAAACAGUGAGUCCUGACGAUCGGAAGAUGUGUCUGUCAGUGGAAGAGGAUGGGGAAUUCUGGAUGACAAUGAAACAUUUCUGUGAGCACUUCGUAGACGUGGACAUCUGCUGUCUGUGCCCUGAUUUUCUCGACGGCAACUCCACUUGUCAUUGGACCUCCUCAUUCCAUGAUGGCAGAUGGGUUGCAGGAACCACUGCUGGUGGUUGCAUGAAUUUCCCAAACAGCUUCUGGAUAAAUCCCCAGUAUCGGGUGAAGAUCGAGGGAUUAGACCGGGACUGCUCUGAGACACAGGGCGACAACAACAUGUUGGUGUCUCUGAUGCAGAAGCCUGACAAGAGAAACAGACGCCUGGUCAAAAGUCUCCACAUCGGCUUCUCCGUCUUUGAGGUGUCUGACCAAUUCAAAGGACAGAGUGGGAAGUUUCCUGCCUCCUUCUUCAACAACAAUGUGCCUGUCGCCCAAUCGAAGAACUACCUGAAUGCUCGGGAAGUGAUGGAGUUCUUCAAGCUGAAACCUGGUGAAUACCUGAUCGUGCCAUCAACCUUCAAACCAAAUGAAACCGCCUCCUUCAUCCUGUCCAUCCUCUCCAAGGCAGAGACCCACAUCCAUGAAAACUCCAAUGACCAAGAUAUGGGGGAUAUCCUGUUUUCCCCGAAAACGCCAAAGCCCACAUCUACAGACACAUUUGAAUACAACGGAGGAGAUGUGGAUGACAAAAGAACUCUGUUUCAGAAGUAUUCUGAUGAGUUUGAGGAGGUGAAUGCUGAACAGCUUCAGAGCUGUCUGAAUGAUCAUCUCAUCCAAGGAAAUGCAAAGAAAACACAAGGCUUCAGCUUGGAGUCCUGUCGCAGCAUGUUGGCCUUAAUGGAUACAUCAAUCACUGGAAAACUGAACGUUUCAGAAUUUCUACGUCUAUGGAGAAAAGUUACAGUGUACAAGGACAUCUUCUUCCGCACAGAUGUAGACCGUUCUGGAAUGUUGUCAUUGAGUGAACUGAGGAACGCAAUCAUGGCUUCAGGGAUCAGGGUGGGUGAUGACAUGUUAAACCUGAUGGCUCUGCGCUACGGUGGAUGUUCUGGAAUCAUCAGCCUGGAGACUUUCAUCAGCCUCGUCCUACGCAUGGACUGCAUGGCCAAAAUAUUCAGAAAACUCAAUGAUGGAGGGGUCAUAUCUCUUCAAGAGAAUGAGUGGAUGUACAUCUCUAUGUAUACGUAAACCGAGGAACAAAUAGGACGGACAGAAGACUGCAGUUGGAAUCCGUGAGAUUUGGAAGAGAGGGGGAGAAAAGCGUGCUGAGGUGAUGCUUUGCUGGACAAACCAUUCCUUUGCGCUGCGGCAGUUUCAGGGUGAUUUGUUGCACUUUGAGAUGUGAUGCUCCUGCAGUUCAAAGAGAACAGUCAAACGAUUGGGUGCUUUAGCAAGUGACUGUACUUUGGUUGAGUGAUGGGUUCAUAGGCUAUAAAACAUAAUGGGUUACAUUCUGGUACACAUCUGGUACAUUAUAUUUUAUAUCUCUUAAUGUGGUAGUUUGUGUUUUUGUUUCUGGGUAUAUACUGUAAGGGUUAGUAAGGUCCUAACUUUAUACGAGUAGGGCAGUGGUGUCCAUCUCUAAUAGUUCUGCUACUUGAAAAAUAAAACAUUUCAAAUGUAACCUUUAUUUAACUAGGCAAGUCAGUUAAGAACAAAUUGUUAUUUACAAUGACAGCCAACACCGGCCAAACCCGGAGGACGCUGGGUCAAUUGAGUGUCGCACUAUUGGACUCCCAAUCACAGCCGGUUGUGAUACAGCCUGGAUUCGAACCAGGGUGUCUGUAGUGCCUUAAACUACUGCGCCACUCGGGAGCCCACAACUGUAGGUGUUCUGUCUUUUGGUCCAGCCCUGCACUAACACAACUGAUUAGACUGACGGUGGUCCAGACUGAGGAUCACCUGGAAACAGGUGUGUUAGUGCAACAAAAAACAACAUAGAAUAACUAGACUAUUAACUAUUCAAAACGCAAAACUUUUUGUCUAUACCAGCAACGAACAUCCAUUCGAUUUUAUAAUUGCCUAGUAGUGUAUUCUCUGCAUAUUUAGAUUGUCUACUACCUUUCAUUAUCCAUGUAACCGUUGUGAUAUAUUGGUUGUUGGGUUUUAUAUUAGGGUUUUUUUGUUCAAUAGAAAUGCAGUCAAACACAACUUCUCCUAUGAUGGUUUGAAGCAAUGUUCUAUUGUCUACACAAGUAUUGGAUUAGUAAUGUGAAUAACAACUAAAGGGGGGGGGGGGACUCCUUGUUCCACUCUUUAUAACACCUUCAUUGUAUUGCCUUGUAUUCAUUAAACAAGGUUACAUGCUAUUAAAUGAUUAUGUCAUCCAGGGAGAUUCUAAAUGGACACAAGCUUUGACAACGGACUUUAAUCAAAUGAUCCCUGCUGUGCUUUGUUGCUCGAAACCAGAGAGCGAGAGGCAAAGUGUUCACUCUGCCCAAAAUCUGUCCAUGUUAAGUAGAUCAUUAAUUAUUAUCCGGUUGCGGAUUUUCUGGAAACGGAUUUGCCGAUGCUAUUGAUAUGGUGAUUUGUGCGCAUGUGCAGGAUAUUUGUUUACGCUUCUGCUGCCUACAGAGCUGCUGCUUCGUGCUCCAGCCUAAGCUAAAUAAAGUCUUCAUGUUCGA
This is a messenger RNA of Oncorhynchus gorbuscha (pink salmon), 3719 nucleotides long. RefSeq names its product calpain-1 catalytic subunit-like. Gene Ontology annotation, biological process: proteolysis. Gene Ontology annotation, molecular function: calcium-dependent cysteine-type endopeptidase activity; calcium ion binding. The coding region runs from base 157 to 2283 and encodes 708 amino acids. The record is from RefSeq and is a predicted model, not a curated record. Gene Ontology annotation, cellular component: cytoplasm. Lineage: Eukaryota; Metazoa; Chordata; Actinopteri; Salmoniformes; Salmonidae. The transcript is spliced from 22 exons.